GCGCUCUCGCGCCUGUGCAGUGGCCGCGGGCGCGCGCGCGCCGCCUCCGGCUCGGCCUCCCGCUGCAGUAGGUGCAGGCGCGCCGUGGUCUCGGUGAGCAUGUCCAUGAGCAGCUCCUGGUGCAGCUUCAGAUCAUGGAAGGGAAGAAGCUCCUGUGCUUGCUACUAGUCCUGGGGACAGCCGUCACUCAGGCUCAUGAUGGCCACGAUGAUGACAUGAUUGACAUUGAGGAUGACUUGGAUGAUGUCAUUGAGGAGGUGGAGGAUGUCCAGUCAAAAGCAGAUGCAGCAGCUUCUUCAUCCCCCAAGGUCACUUAUAAAGCUCCCACCGCAACGGGGGAAGUGUUCUUUGCGGAUUCUUUUGAUCGAGGGACACUGUCAGGGUGGGUCUUGUCCAAAGCGAAGAAAGACGACACUGAUGAUGAGAUCGCCAAGUACGAUGGGAAAUGGGAGGUGGAGGAGAUGAAGGAGUCAAGGCUCCCAGGUGAUAAAGGGCUGGUACUGCUGUCUCGGGCCAAACACCACGCCAUCUCUGCCAAGCUGAACAAGCCCUUCGUGUUCGACACCAAGCCACUGAUCGUGCAGUAUGAGGUGAAUUUCCAGAAUGGCAUCGAAUGUGGUGGAGCCUAUGUCAAACUGCUUUCCAAAACCCCGGAGCUCAACCUGGAUCAUUUCCAUGACAAGACUCCGUACACCAUAAUGUUCGGGCCAGACAAGUGUGGCGAGGACUACAAGCUCCAUUUCAUCUUUCGCCACAAGAACCCCAAAACAGGAGCUUAUGAAGAAAAGCAUGCCAAGAGGCCUGAUGCAGAUCUGAAGACAUAUUUCACAGACAAGAAGACUCAUCUGUAUACUCUAAUCCUGAACCCAGACAACAGCUUUGAGAUCUUAGUGGACCAGUCCGUGGUAAACAGUGGGAACCUGCUCAAUGAUAUGACCCCUCCCGUCAACCCAUCCCGGGAAAUUGAGGAUCCGGAUGACCGGAAGCCAGAGGACUGGGAUGAGCGCCCCAAAAUCCCUGAUCCUGAUGCCGUCAAGCCAGAUGACUGGGAUGAAGACGCCCCUGCCAAGAUUCCAGAUGAGGAUGCCACGAAGCCCGAGGGCUGGUUGGAUGAUGAGCCUGAGUAUGUGGCUGACCCGGAUGCAGAGAAGCCCGAGGAUUGGGAUGAAGAUAUGGAUGGGGAGUGGGAAGCCCCACAGAUUGCAAACCCCAAGUGUGAGGCAGCACCUGGCUGUGGUGUCUGGCAACGGCCUAUGAUUGACAAUCCCAGCUAUAAGGGCAAGUGGAAACCUCCCAUGAUUGACAAUCCCAGCUACCAGGGCAUCUGGAAACCCCGGAAAAUCCCCAACCCUGAUUUCUUCGAGGACCUGGAGCCUUUUAAAAUGACCCCAUUCAGUGCCAUCGGUUUGGAGCUGUGGUCCAUGAGCUCAGACAUCUUCUUUGAUAACUUCAUCAUCUCAGCUGAUCGCCAUGUGGUGGAUGACUGGGCCAAUGAAGGCUGGGGCUUGAAGCGGGCUGCUGAUGGCGCCGCUGAGCCUGGAGUUGUGGGGCAGAUGAUCGAAGCAGCUGAGGAGCGGCCCUGGCUCUGGGUGGUUUAUAUCCUCACCGUGGCGCUGCCUGUCUUCCUCCUCGUCCUCUUCUGCUGCUCUGGAAAGAAACAGUCGGGACCUGCAGAGUACAAGAAGACUGAUGCCCCCCAGCCAGAUGUGAAGGAGGAAGAAGAAGAGAAGGAAGAGGAGAAGGACAAGGGGGACGAGGAGGAUGAGGAGGAGGGGGAAGAGAAGCUAGUAGAGAAGCAGGACAGUGAUGCCGAGGAAGAGGGCGGCUUAGCCAGUCAAGAGGAGGAGGGUCGAAAACCUAAAGCAGAGGAGGAUGAAGUCUUGAACAGAUCUCCAAGAAACAGAAAGCCACGGCGAGAGUGAGCUUGUCUGAAGGACUCCACGUGGGACGGCCUCACCCAGCCUUCCUCUCUCUCCUGCAAGUGUGGCCUGUGGAGGGGACCUGGCCUGUCAUCGGUUGACACACACCCCCUUCUAUUGGCCACUGCCCCACUCACCCCCACCCUCAACCCCUCUCCUCCGGACUCUGGAUGAACACUGGCCCCCUGCCGAGUCUGCUCCUCCAGCCAGCUACUCGUAGUCUGGGCCUCCAGAACCCCAUUUCUUAGGAAGGAAGCGUAUAACAUGGUGGUUUGCGGGUCCAUGACAAAGCAUCUCCCCACACUUGUUGGCUCUCUCGACCUCUUAUGUGUUUUCUAGUUUCUUUUUCUUUUUUUAUCUUUUUUUUUUAAGAGUGCUUAGGAAACUUUACUCUUGGAACAAAAUCUGCGCUUAAUUUAAUAUAUUAAUCUGUUCACGCAGGAGUUAACACC
Messenger RNA from Suncus etruscus (white-toothed pygmy shrew), 2371 nucleotides. It is a transcript of the gene CANX, whose product is annotated as calnexin. The transcript is spliced from 15 exons. Gene Ontology annotation, cellular component: endoplasmic reticulum; endoplasmic reticulum membrane. Gene Ontology annotation, biological process: protein folding. The coding region runs from base 135 to 1922 and encodes 595 amino acids. The record is from RefSeq and is a predicted model, not a curated record. Gene Ontology annotation, molecular function: calcium ion binding. Lineage: Eukaryota; Metazoa; Chordata; Mammalia; Eulipotyphla; Soricidae.